This is a messenger RNA of Drosophila rhopaloa, 6542 nucleotides long. RefSeq lists its product as uncharacterized. The coding region runs from base 317 to 3841 and encodes 1174 amino acids. Gene Ontology annotation, molecular function: chromatin binding; RNA binding; histone binding. Gene Ontology annotation, biological process: chromatin remodeling. Gene Ontology annotation, cellular component: nucleolus; nucleoplasm; cytoplasm. The record is from RefSeq and is a predicted model, not a curated record. The transcript has 4 exons. Lineage: Eukaryota; Metazoa; Arthropoda; Insecta; Diptera; Drosophilidae.
UUGGCCAGGCAGCAGGUCCUUGCGGCACCCGAAAGUCCCGAAUCGAGCUUAACGCAUCGUGGCCGGCUUGCGAAUUAUUACGCGUGAGCAACUGAAACUUCAAACUUCGAACUCCAAACUGAAACUCAGGCGGGUUAUAUUAUCCUGCAUUCGCCGGUUCGAUUGUGUGUGCUUUUUUUCCAGUGCUAUUUGUAGGGGAGAAGGUCCUGCUGGUUUUCCAGUGUAUCCUGGCAUAUCCUGGUGUACAGUAAGUACAGUAAUCCCCCGCGUUCCGCGUGUUAUUUCCGCUUCCGCGUGCGUGCAAUUAGUGGGCGGCAUGGCGGCCCCGAGCCGCCGCCACCGCAAUCGGCCGAAACGCUUGAAGACAAUGUCGCUGCUACAACUGGUGGCAAUACUUUUGGGGCUGACUGCAACGCUGGCAGCCGGAAAUGACGCCAUUUCCGCGCCGAAAACGGCAAAGGAUCUGCAGCAGCAGCAGCAGCAGCAACGCCAUCAGAUGCCGGACAUCGAAGAUGAUGGCGGAGCGCGACCAGACAAGGACUUUGACUUUGCCGCCUAUGUGAACGAUUUCAAUUUGCAAGAAGAGGCCUCCAUUCCGGAGGACAUAUUUGACCAGCACGACGGCGACAUCGGGGAUGAGGACGCCGCCACUCCGCACCUGCAAUAUGCCCCAUCUGCUGCAGCUUCCACCGCCGAGGAUGAAGACGCCGGCGACGAGGAUGUGGGGCUGAUUCAGGAGGAGGGCGAGGACGAGGAUGCAUCCGAGGCGGCUGAUAUCAUACUUGAAUCUCAAAGGCCCACUUCAAGGAAUUUCAGUGUUUACCUGGACGCUAAGAAAUACCAAAAUAACAACAAGAAGCGGUCCAAGGAGAACAAAAAGAACAAUAUAAGCCACUACAACUACAAAUUGAAAAACAAUAAAGGGAACCAGCAGCUACCAAAGCGAGUUGGCAAUGAGGAAGCUGAAGCAGCCGGAAAAUCAGAAAUGGAGAUGGCUGUGGAUGUGGAUGUGGGUGGCGGAACCAAAUUCACUUCCGUUGAGGAGGACAACGCGAACUUUGGCAGGCAAAGUUUUGCGUAUAAAAAAUUGAAGAACAUGCACGAACAGCAAAGUCAACAGGAGCAGCAAAAAGGAGCCAACAGGAAACGGGGCGAUGAUGGCGAUGAGGAUUUACUAGAGACAUACCCGUCACAGCUGUUCGAUGCUAUUGAAAUAUUAAAUGAACGAAAAUUUAAUAAGCCAUCGCUCCAAUCAACGGAGAAGACUCAGCCGAAGAAAGUGGAUGAGGCCAUUGGCGAUAUCGAGGACAAUUUGGAUAAUGAUGAAGUAUUGCCCAGCGAUGAAGAUGAGGUGGAUGGCGAUGGCGAUGGCGACGAAGAGGACAUUAAGUCGCCCAUUGACAAUGAUGAAUUGGCCAAAAAAUACCCAGUAGCCACAUCAGCAAGCACCAAGGCCCCAACCACCUUGGCCACAUCAACAACCACCAUCGGCAGCAGCAGCAGCACCACCACAACGACAACAACAUCGACAACACCAAGAACACCGCCAACAAUUGGCCGCAAACUCAAGAGGAAUUUCUUUGGCCAACCCCAGCCAGAAACCAGAUACUAUGGCAGCUAUGACAUCGGACGGAUUCGGGCACAGGAGGAGGACACCACCGAUGAGCAGGACGUGGGCGAGUUGCACUACUACGACACCAGCAGCAGUCCCAGAAAGUUGGUCAGCUUCGAUCCGGAAAAGUCCGAGGAGAGUUACUUGAGCAGCUACUAUGCUGACAAAUUGAAUGCAACCGAAAGGAAACAGCAGCAGCAGCUGCAACAGCAACAUGUUGUUGCACAACAGCAACAUGCAACACGUUACGUGGACGACGACUAUGCCGAACAGCAGCCGCCGCCGGAAAAUUCCAUGGCGGAAAAUCCCUGGGAGAAAUCCGGCGAUGAAAGGCCAGAGGAGGAGGAGCAAAAGGAAUCUGAUUUGGAAUCUGCAUUGCAGCGAUAUCACGAGGCUAGCAUGGCCACGCCCACCGUCACCACAGCCGCCCCCUCGUCGGCCUUCGAGCGUUUUAAGGCGCUGCGGCGGAGUCGCCAGCGGACGGGUCACAGGAGUCACAAGAAGCGGUACAAGGACUAUCUGAAGCGGCAGCAUCCGCAGAAGGAGGCGACAUCGCCUCCGGAAAUAAAUCCACCUGCGACCAUUUCCACCAGGCACCUGGAAAAGUUGCAAAAGGAACGGGAACGAUCCACGCACUCGGCACCGAUCUUUGCCCUGGGAUUGCGACCCCAGCGACCUUUGGUGGCCACCGGGAAACCAUUCUACGAGGGACAGGUCAACUACUACGACAACCAGCAGCAGUUGGAUGUGGAUCUCAAGCAUCACACGGAAAUGGAGCGCUUGAUCGCCCACGACAAUGGCAAUUGGUAUCGCCGCAUCAGUCCAGUGUUGAGAAACGGCGUUAAGAGUGAUCCGCCGGCGAAGGACCACCAUGGACAUCAUCACCACCACAGUGGUCAUCUGGGCAACCACCAUCAUCACCACCAUCACAGUCACGGUCAUCACAGCGGCGGACAUACCACCCACCACCAUCAUAGCCACCAGAAGUCGAGUCACCUGCGACCACGUCCCAGUAAUCCCUACCAGCGGAAGGUUCCGUCGGGAGUUGGUGCGCCCAGUGCACCACCACCGCCACCACCGCCGACUCCACCGCUGCCGCCACCGAAGCCCCAACUGGGACAUCAGAUUACGGAACUGGAACAUCUGGAGCGGUACUACGCCAAGUGGCCACAUCUAGCCAGGGUGCAGUUCCAGGUCUACGACGAGCACUACCGCGAAUCGCAUCCCGAGCUGUACAGCGACUACGAGGAUGACUACGAGAGUGCCGCCGAACUGGAGGAGGCCCAGCAGGAGCGGGGUGAGGAGGCCAACCUGCCGCCCUACAUCAAGAAGUACAACAGGCGGAACAAGCAGCUGCUCAAUCUCCUCGAGGGCACCCUGCCCACGCCGACCAACAAUCCGGGCAACUCUCCAUCGGGCAGCACCGAAGCCGUGCGCCUGGAUGAUGAGUAUCUGAAGGAGAAGAGGCGUCGCUACCACCAACAUCAGCGAUUCGAGGAUUUGUUUGCCCAGCAAAGGAGUCGCUUGAGCACCACCCAAUCCACACCGAAACUGGAGGUCACCGUGUCCAAGGAGGAGAGCUCGAAGGAUGUGGGUUUUAAGGUGGAUCCAGUGACUUCAACAGCUGCGCCCAGCAAUCAGUUGCCCGAGGAAGAUGCUCCCGCUGUUUCUGGCGAGGAACCGGCAGAUCCUGCACCCGAUGCCCUGGACUUUUGGCAGCGGGAAAUGGCCAGCAAGGCGGGUAGGGUGGGAAAUGCAGCGGGAAAUCAGCCAGCCACAACAACCACGCCCAAGCCGGCGCUGUUCAAGCUACCCUCGUAUCCCGCCAUAGCCGGGAGUUUCCUGGGCACACCGCGCAGUCGCAGCCGGAGUGCCCAGUUUGUGGCCAAUGUGGCGGGCAGGGGUCAAAGUCAGGGCAGUUGGCCACGUUUGGAGACGGGUAAUUCCACGGAGAAGCCAGCUGGCGGGGGAACCACCGACGGAGGAGGUGCAGGGGGCGGUGGCGGUGGCCGGGGAGAUCCCUCCCCCCUGAACUCCUUUGUCUACCAUCGCGUGGUCGACGGCAUUGGCCCGGGCGGAGCAAGUGGCUCGGCCAUUUCCGGGUUCGUCGGCAGCAGUAGAGGCAAACAGUCGCGACUGCCGUUCGUGGCCAUCACGGAUCGACGGCUGGAGAAAUCGCUGGCGGAGCGACACAAAGACUUUGAGCAGAAUCACUUUCCGAUGCCUUAAGCCGCGAAUUUUGUGCAGCAGUGGAAAAGCUGGAAAAGCUAAAGAGAGAGAGAGAGAGAGAGAGAGGAAAAAUAAAGGAAAAAUUAACGAUGAGUUGGUAGCUGUGGGUGGAAGGGGAAUUAUCGGGAAUACCAGAUAAUACAAAAAAUAAGAACCCUUAAACAAUGACUCAAUUUGAAAAGUUUAUUGAGGAAAUGUAUAUCAGCAAACAAACAGCUGUAUUUAAAAUUUAUAAAGUACACAUUUGUCUGCUUUUAAAAAUUGAAAGUUAGUAAGAUAUUUUUAACGUUUUUGGGAAGAUAAUUCUAUUUAGUGAGUGAAAAACCCUUUUAUAAAGUCGAGUUACACAUACACCAUUUUAUUUUGUUUGAAUUCAAAACACCAACUUCAAUUUGUUUACCCUUAAAAAUUUCCGAAUUUGUAUUCAUGCAGUUUUAAAAAAGUAUUUUCUUCUUUUUAAUACGAAUAUUUCGAAACUUAAGAAGCUUGUUUAAAAAUUAAGUUGACAACUUCAGACUGAUAUUAUAAAAAUGUUGUAUAAUUUUUUUUAAAUUUAGAGUAUAAUGUGUUUAAAAAUAUUAUUUAAAUGCAUGCUGAAACUUUUAUGGGAAAUCCAAAACCGUUUUUAACCGUUUCAACCACAAUAAACCGAUGCGAUAAACGGGUUCUUGCCCUUACUUAAUAAAUACGAUUGUGUUAUACCGAUUCCCUUUUCCAGACAUGUUACCAACUCAAAAUCUAAACAUAAUUCUAGUACUAUAUUAUAGUCGCCGCUUUCGGAUGUAUUAUUUUUGGUGUUUUAUGUUUUACAAGGAACGAAAGAAGCGAAUCAAUGGAUAUAGAGAUAAUUGUCGAAAACGUUUUUUUUUGGUGUGAUGAAUAUAUAAAAAACAUUAAACGGUAAACGUUAGAAAAAGUAAACAUUAAAAUAAAGUGAAAAUACAAAAAAAAAAUGAAAUGUAAAAUUAAAAUUAAGCGAAAAACUUUUUUUGUGUAUAAAUAGCGAAAAACACCUGUAGACACACACAUAUAUACAAAACACACAUACAGACACUCAAAGAGCUGUUAGAAAUCAAAAAGUGAUAGCCUAAAAAAUAUUCGAAUAAUUUAUUCCUUAGUUUCGAUUGGUGUUUUAUGUUUUAGAAAGCAUUGCUUUUGGGUGUAAAGUAGCUGAAAAUUAGAGGAAAUUGUUAGAAAAAGCGCCUCUCCACACACAGAUAUUUACACACUGAAUGCUUUCCUUUCGCCCCUUGCACGCAAAAUCCAUCGAAAUAGGUUUCAAAAUUAAACGAAAAACAAUGAAAACACAAUAAAGGUAAAACGAAAUUAAGCAGAAGACGACGGACAAUGUUGCACAAAACUUUAAAAGUAUUCAAUUAGCCAGAACAAAACAAGCAAUAAGUUUUAGUGGUCAAUAGAAAAGCAGACGAACAGAAAACAAAGUGUAAAACAACAUAUCAAGGCAGAGGAAAAACAAUUAUAUAUUUAAAAAAAAAAAACUUUGCUUCGGGCCGACAAUUGAAGAAAAUGGAAAUAAGGGGAAAUUUAAACUGUUAGUUUACAAACUUUUUCAUAAUUUGUUUGCUAUUUUUUUAACCAAACUAAUGACUAUCAUAUUAAAUACAAAAAAAAACCUAAGUAUUAAUUUUUUUUGCCAUUUUAAUUCUUGUUAAAGUAUGCAACGUAAAUUGAAAUACAAAUUUUCACAAGAUAGUUAACAAGAUAUGAUUUAGUAAGAAUAAAUUUGGAGAAAUAACUGAAAAAUUCUAAUGAAUACUUUUAUUAUUUUUAUGUUUUAUAAUAUUUUUACAGUCUUCCCCAAGCUAAAUUUUUAUCUGUGGAAAGGAUGAAGCAAAUAUAACAUAAAUACACCCACACACAGUCGAUUCAGAAAUAACGAACGGGCUACAACAAAAAAGAAAAUAAAAGUGCAAAAGGAAAAUGAUGAAAAACUCUGACAAAUUUCCCCCCAAAAAUAAGUCGAGAACUUAAGAAAUGAAAAAUACUUUGUGUAGGAAUAUAAAAGAAAACAGCAAAGGAUAAAAUGCAUUCCCAAAAAGCUUUAGCCGAAUUACAAGUUUAUACACACGCACACCCACACAAAGUAUGUGAGCGAAAUUAAAAAAAAAUUUCAUAAGCAAGGCGAAUGAUAAAGGAGAGGGCAAAGGAGAGUCGUGGAGAAAGGGGGGAGAAUGCAAUGCGGUGUAAUUAACAUAUCAAAAGCGAAACGUGCUGAAGAAAAAAUGGCAAAAGCGCCAAGCAAUUAAAACUAAGCGCAGUGGCAAAUAUUUCUCAAACUGGAUUCAUAAAAAGUAAUUUCAUUUCAUACAGAGCUUCCUUGUGGCUCAACUUUAAACUUUAAUUUUUCAAAUACUUUAAGUUGAAGGGAAAGCGCAAAACCCGAUUUUAAAUUUACCGGAUUUGCAGAAAUGUUCGCCGUUUGUUUGUUGUACAAUUUAAUUGGAAUUUGUGUUGAAAUGAGAACAGGAAAAAUUGAGGCACAGCGGGUAAAUGAACAGUAUAAUGGAAAAUCCUUCAAAGGUAUCAGCGUAUCAAAAAUACCAAAGAAAAAAAUGCAAAAAAAAAAAAGAAAUGGCAACACAAAACCACACCAACAUAUACAUGUAUACACUUCUCAUUAUGUGGUAACAUUUUAAUGGAAUGAAAUUCAAUAAAGCAACAAUUUAUUAUUUACGCAUAA